Molecule: messenger RNA, 920 nt
Organism: Stegastes partitus (bicolor damselfish)
Lineage: Eukaryota; Metazoa; Chordata; Actinopteri; Pomacentridae
Gene: cxcl8a
Product: chemokine (C-X-C motif) ligand 8a
Exons: 4
Coding region: 196-507 (103 amino acids)
Biological process (GO): chemotaxis; defense response; immune response
Cellular component (GO): extracellular region
Molecular function (GO): chemokine activity
Source: RefSeq, a predicted model, not a curated record
AACAACGAACAGCAGAGAGCGAGAAAGCAGCUGAACUCAGAAGAGGAAAAGUAGUGGAGAAAGGGAACUGAAGGAAAUAAAAAUACUGCAGAAUAAAAUAUACCUUCUCUACUUUGAAUAGUAUUCAAGCUUCAUCUGACAACAUCUGAAGAACAUUCUUUCAUCAUUAGUUGUUGCAGAAUUUUUAAAAUCUAAAUGGCAAGCAGCAGAGUCAUCGUCACCUCCAUUGUUGUGUUCUUGGCCUUCCUGGCCGUCAGUGAAGGGAUCAGUCUGAGGGGUCUGAAAAGUCUGGGAGUGGAGCUGCACUGUCGCUGCAUCCAGACAGAGAGCAAACCCAUCGGCCGCCACAUUGAGAAGGUGGAGCUGAUUCCUGCCAACUCCCACUGUGAGGAGACUGAGAUCAUUGCCACUCUGAAAAAGACAGGCAAAGAGGUUUGUCUCGACCCCGAGGCUCCCUGGGUGAAGAAAGUGAUCCAGAGGAUCAUGUCCAGCAGCUCAAGACGCUAAAGAGAUGUGAGAGACGGUACUUCAUGAGCAAGCUGUUUAUCAUCAAAUGAAAAGUACCAAACAGUGUUUUUUGACCAAAUGAUCAAGUUUUUACAUUCAUUUUGUUUUAAUAGCAAAGAAACACUGUCCUGAUCAACUCCUGAAAAUGACAACAGCAUUUAUUUAUCUGAUCAAGUUGUUUGUAUCAAACAUGCUAUUUAUUUACGUCCUUUCUUAUUUCUAUGUCACAUAUGUAUGUUGCAGCCAAGCAACUCUUUGCUGCUUGUGGACUUUUACAAACCGUACCACUCUUGUCUUAUUUAAAAUAUUUAUUUAUGUAUUUAUGAACAUUGUGUGUAUCUUAGUAUACAUAGUUGUGUUUUGGUGAUAUCCUGUUAACUGAUUAAAAUAUUAUCUUUAAACUGAAAAUGAAA